AUGCCAUUUCAAAAAGUUUUGAAGUCCUCUUCUUACCACUCACGUUUUCAAACUCCUUUCCGUAGAAGACAGGAAGGUAAAACUGACUACUACCAAAGAAAGAGAUUAAUCACUCAACACAAAGCUAAGUACAACACACCAAAGUACAGAUUAGUUGUUAGAUUCACAAACAAGGACAUCAUUGCUCAAAUCAUCUCCUCUCAGAUUACUGGUGAUGUUGUUUUUACUUCUGCUUACGCUCAUGAGUUGCCAAGAUAUGGUAUCAAGCAUGGUUUGACUAACUGGUCAGCAGCAUACGCUGUCGGUUUAUUGGUUGCCAGAAGAGCUUUGCAAAAAUUAGGCUUGGAUGAGACCUAUAAAGGUGUUGAAGAAGUUGAAGGUGAAUUCGAAUUAACUGAGGCUGUCGAAGAUGGUCCAAGGCCAUUCAAGGUUUUCUUGGAUAUCGGAUUGCAAAGAACCACUACCGGUGCUAGAAUCUUUGGUGCUUUAAAGGGUGCUUCUGAUGGUGGUUUGUAUAUUCCUCACUCUCCAAAUAGAUUCCCUGGUUGGGAUAUUGAAUCUGAAGAGUUGGAUGCAGAAUUAUUGAGAAAGUACAUCUUUGGUGGUCACGUUGCUGAAUAUAUCGAAGAAUUGAUGGACGAUGAUGAAGAAAAGUACAGAACAUUGUUCAAGUCAUACAUUGAUGACGAAGUCGAAGCUGAAGAUAUCGAAGAUAUUUACACUGAAGCUCACGAGGCUAUUAGGGCUGAUCCAUCGUUCAAACCAACUGAGAAAAAGUACACCAAAGAGCAAUAUGCAGCUAACUCUAAAAAGUACAGACAGACCAAAUUGUCCAAGGAGGAGAAGGAUGCAAAAAUUGCCAAGAAAAUUGCCGAAUUCCAGGAAUCCAAGUAA
Molecule: messenger RNA, 894 nt
Organism: Priceomyces carsonii
Lineage: Eukaryota; Fungi; Ascomycota; Pichiomycetes; Serinales; Debaryomycetaceae
Gene: RPL5
Product: 60S ribosomal protein uL18
Exons: 1
Coding region: 1-894 (297 amino acids)
Biological process (GO): ribosomal large subunit assembly; translation
Cellular component (GO): ribosome; cytosolic large ribosomal subunit
Molecular function (GO): structural constituent of ribosome; 5S rRNA binding
Source: RefSeq, a predicted model, not a curated record